Messenger RNA from Rhopilema esculentum, 3125 nucleotides. Lineage: Eukaryota; Metazoa; Cnidaria; Scyphozoa; Rhizostomeae; Rhizostomatidae. The record is from RefSeq and is a predicted model, not a curated record.
AUGGAGAAAUGGGUUAAGUUCGCCCUCAUAGUGCAGUUUCCUUAAACCAUUCCUAGUUUUCUUUAUUUCCCAGCACCAAAUAUAGAAGAUAUUCUACCAUUUUUUGAAAUAGUUAAUACAAAUCCGGAUUUGCCUGUGCAAAAUGAAGAAAUGAAAAACAGGAGUUUUGGGAGUCCAAAUCAAUCUUUUGGGAGCUUUGAAAGUACUACAGAUAGACCAUGGAGUAGUAUGGAAAGCAAUGACGUUUUUGAGAUUGAAAGCCCUUAUCAAAAUGGGGCAAAAGAAAAACGAAGAUAUUUCCGAUUGUCAAGUAAAGGAUCAAAUGAAAGUAAAAGCAGCAGAAUAUCAUCUGGGUCAUUUGGAAGCAAAGGUAGCAUUGAUGAGCCUGGACAAUUGACAGGCAUCCAAACCCAGCUUUCACAACCUGAACAAGAACUGGCCGAAGACAAGGAAUUGUUAGGAAAUGCUGACCAAACAGAUAAUUGUCAACAAACAAUUUCCACGCAGGAGACAGAUAAAGGUUAUUUAAGUGAAGAAAAGCCAGAGAGACUAGUUUUAUCAGAGAAAACUUGUCAAAACUAUGUAGGUGAAGCAACUUUCACAAGAGAAAAUAGGCUGUCUCGUACCCAAAGUGAGUCAAAUGCCUAUAGUCACAGUAAAGAAAAUGGAAUGCAGGAAAGUUUAGGGAAGCAGACAGUAGACAAAAGUGUACUGCAAACUGAGGUUGUUCCAAGACAGGACACUGGAGCUUCAAAGGGAUUCAAGGAAGGAAGUAUGCUUGCUACUGAAACUUCUGGAAAAGUGCCUGGAAAUGAAAAGAGAUCCCAAAGUGAAAGCUUUUUGCUACUAGGAGAUAAUGGCAUUUUAAGUAAAACAGAUGAUGUUGAUGAAAAGUUAACUAUUCAUAGUAAACAAAGGCUGAAUGAUCAAGUAGAAACUAGGCAUAAAGACCAGCUAGUGCCUAGAGAAAGCUCGACAAGUAUGUUAGUUGGCUGUGCUCAAAAUUCCACACCAAUUUUCCAAGAGACUGAAGGGACAUUUGAAAAGGACCCUUCGUUGAGUUGUAUUGAUAACGGUUUUAAAUCGGACGAAGUAAUUCAAGGUACGACGCAUGGUUUUAAAACAGCAAAAACUGUGUCUUGUAGUCCUGACAAGUUGAAAGGGAGAUGUACAUCAUAUGUACUCACUCCCUAUGCUAUAAAUUCGAAAGACUUAAAUACCCAGAUCAGCAAUUCAAGGUUUGCAUCUAAGAUUGACCAUUCACAUGUCGUGUCAGAGCAACAGAAAGUGGCUUGUAAAGGAAGUCCAAGUGUAGACCUCCAUGAUGGAACUUCGAAUGAAGAUUCUUUGAUAUUGGAAGAGAAAGCGAAAUCAGUGUUAAAAGAAAUUAAAGCUGAUGCCUGUAAAAUAAUUGGCCUUCAUCGUAUGCUAGCCCAUCUUGAGAGACAUUUUGUCGACGAGGACACGGAGAAAAUCAAAUGCACUGAGAGAACGAAAGGGCAAACGGCUGCUUGGGACGACCUAAUCGAUGUACUGAAGCGUUCUGACUUUAAGGCAUUUUGUGACUAUGUUGAGCAAAUAUUUGCUCCUGAUUUUCCUUGCCCAGAAGAGUUUCGAAGUAAGCUGAAGUCAGUUUGCAAAAAAUACGGACUUCAAAAUAUUUUUGAAGUAAAUGGUUGCAGCAGUGUUAAUACAAAUCCGGAUUUGCCUGUGCAAAAUGAAGAAAUGAAAAACAGGAGUUUUGGGAGUCCAAAUCAAUCUUUUGGGAGCUUUGAAAGUACUACAGAUAGACCAUGGAGUAGUAUGGAAAGCAAUGACGUUUUUGAGAUUGAAAGCCCUUAUCAAAAUGGGGCAAAAGAAAAACGAAGAUAUUUCCGAUUGUCAAGUAAAGGAUCAAAUGAAAGUAAAAGCAGCAGAAUAUCAUCUGGGUCAUUUGGAAGCAAAGGUAGCAUUGAUGAGCCUGGACAAUUGAAUCUUUUUUAUCUCAUAGGGGGAUGGGCCAAUUCGCGGAUUUAUGGAUGGUUUCUGCCCCCUUUCGUAGAAGAUCGCCGCUGCGCCAAUGCCUGCGCAGUAUCUCCUUGCAUUACACGUGGGAAGAGCGUUCGUCGUGUUCCUAAACUCUAAGAAGAAACAGCAAAGACCAUUGAUAUCUAAGAGCCCACACCUUAGCUGGGGCAUUGGAAAAGGUCAUCAAAAUUGUCAGGAUGGCCACUCUGGUGUACCAGCGCUGUGAAUUUUUGUCCAAACAUGCCUAAAAGUGCAAAAUUAUUUUUAAAAAGUCAAAGAAAGGGGGAAAUGCAGAUAAGUGAAAAAUAAUCUUAUCAGCCACAAAAGCUUAUUGGGCUUGUAGAAAGCUAAUAUACGAUAUAGCCUUGUAGACUCGGGUUGUAGUCACAUCAAAUGUUGUUUGAAAAGCUAUCACUGUGAGCAGAAUGUGACUGUAAUCAUAGCUUCAUUUAACAGUUUUACAUAUUUGGGUCUAAAUUUCAUGUGACUGUAAAUGGUUUUGACUUUAAGCAGGAAUGACUAUCAGUGAAGUAUACUAUAAUUGCAACCCUUAAAAAAAUUGUCCACUGCCUAAAUCCCUGGAACAAAGAUAUAUACACAAAAUUGGGAUAGGAAGCUUGCAUUUUUUUAGAUACUGCCCAGUAUGCAGAGCAUGGUAUCAGCUCCCUGGAGAUGCAGACAUGGUAUUGUGAGGGCACACUUAGCAUCUAGGUUUAUACAAAUUAGAUCCAGGAAAAUUGAUAGUUCUGCCACACCUGACACUUUUGGACGAUUUUGUUCACCUGCAGCAUGAUGUGACACUUUGUGACCCUAGAUGACUUGCCAGGCCAUGACAUGUCCAGUGUGCAUUCAGCUUUAUGCCUUCAAAUAGUUGAAAAGUCCAAGUGAAGGUGCACAAAUGAUUAGCUCUAGAGCUAAAGUGAUUCUAACUUGACAAGAUUAAAUAAGCCAUUGAUGUAUUUUUAUUUCAUGCACUAAAAAUAUUGAAUUAGUGAAUUUUAACAAUUGCAAAUAGCCUUACUUCCCUUAAGAAGAUAUUAGGUUUUUCCCAGGUAGGUUUUUUUGGCAAAAGAACUUAUAAAAGAAGGAGGAUUGGAGGAGUGGGAUGAAAUGAAAGG